AAUUAGAAUCUUGGAACUUAUAAACAUAAAGAUAGGAAUUUCUCAUUAAAAUUGCUUUGAGAUGGGCUAAUGAAGGGAGAAAAGUCAUAUAAAAGCACUGCGGCUGACUAGUCUGAGCGAGAGACAUUCAUCACUACUCGGAACAUGGACAUCUGUUUGUUUGUUCUCUUCUUUGGAGCCGUCACGUUGUCUGUUCUUCCUCACAUCCAAGCUGAUAGUCUCGUUGUAAUUUCCAAGCGCUACAGCAACAACUCCUACUCCUGCUUCGUUCGCCACACCAAGGACGGUCUCGAGUAUCAUUUGACCUACAAUGUGUGCAUCUUGGACCCCUCCACCAUCAACAAUGGCACUGCAGUUACCAACAAUCUGGUAGGAUCGCUCCACUGUCUACUCUACGAGUGUACCAUCACCGCCGACGAGCUGAUGUCUGCCGAUGGCCAGCUGGAAUGCUUCCGUCAUACAUACACACCACCCGCGCCAGUGCUCGAUCGUUUCACCACCUACAGAAAGUGGCCUGGUACGCCGUUCUCGAUACCUCGAGAGAGACGAGUUGGGCGCACGAAGCGUGACUUCAGUUGGGUCACCUUCUUGGAGAAGAUCUCGUUCAUGGGACGGCAUCAGAGCACGGUUAGCAAGCAAAAUGAAGCGUACUUUCAUUACAACUUUAUGAACAAACCAUCGAGUGGUGGUGGUGGUGGUGGAGGUUCUGUUGGAGGUAAUCGUCCAGUACAGCCAUCUCCGCCGGUUGCCGAUACCACUACACCAGCCAUACCAGGACCACCGAUUGAACCAUUGACAGCAGAAGCUUAGCAGGCGUUGGAAAAUGAAAUACAUAAACAGUGGUUCUAAAACAGUGUUUUGAAUGCUUUCUGGAACACAAAACAUAGCUGGAGGACUUCAAUGUUUACAGUAAAUUGAACAAAAGUGAAGAUCUCUUUAGCGGACAUUCAGCCUAGUUACAACCACUGCUUCCAACUCGUUUGUUGCCAUGGAAAUCAUUUGCUUGAAACGGUGCUGGCUUUCGAUGCUAUUGCUAGCGAUGCUGAUGGGAGUGAUCUGCACCGGGGCACCGUUUCAGUGUGACGAAGGAGCAGAAGAAAAUGCGGAGGAAACGUACGGAAAGCUGCAAUCAAUUCCACCGUCCACUACCGAGUUCGCUGGUCUGCAAGAUGAACCGGUAGACUUUGUGCCUUCGAAAUCGCAGCACGACAUGCUUAAGUCCCGGAACUCUAAAUUUCUCGGUGUAGAUCGCAGCUCGGAAGAGGAAUGAUCGGGGAAGAUCGUGACGUAGGGGGGGAAUAAAGCAAGUGUGGUCUCGUCUUACCUCAAAUACAUGAUUUUUGAAUGA
Molecule: messenger RNA, 1348 nt
Organism: Anopheles coluzzii
Lineage: Eukaryota; Metazoa; Arthropoda; Insecta; Diptera; Culicidae
Exons: 4
Coding region: 145-810 (221 amino acids)
Source: RefSeq, a predicted model, not a curated record